GUCCGUGGUGGAUGGACGGCUGGCCAUUCCAUUCCCGCAUCCAUGUUGCUAUUUGCUGGUCGUACAUAGACGCCACUGAUUGUGCAUGUUGCGUGAAAUGCAAGGCUGAGGAAACGUGAUAGUGUUGUGGAUAGUACCUCGGUGAUGUCACGACUUGAAGCUGCAAGGCUAUACGGGCCCCAGCCCGACGCCAACAUCGCAAUUAGGACAUGAGCCUUGUCCUGCUACAACACCGGCGCAGACAGGAUGGAUUCAUAGCAAGCCCAAAGACAUGCCUGAGAAGAGGACAUUGGAUGCCUUCUUUGGCGUGACGCCAAAGAAGCCUCGGACAGACACCAAUGGUCCAGAACCUCUGUCCGGUGAUGGCCUGAAGUCCAUGCACCCAGCCUAUCCCCAUCCAAUUACUGAUCUCUCAUUAUCUGUGAGCAAGGAAAUAGCUAGCUUACCAGCACGACCUGGCAAGGUCAUCAAUGACCAGCCUGAUCUUGACUUGCUCUACUUUGAGCCGUACAUCCCAUCUUACCUCGCCAAAGAUCUUUUCAAGUUUCUGAGACAGGAGCUUCCUUUCUAUCGUGUCGAAUACGACAUCAACAGGGGCGGAUUAUCAACGCACAUCAAAACACCUAGAUGGACAACUGUUUUUGGCCUGGACGACACAUCUAUCUUCAAUGAAGCAGGAUUGCCGAUUGACUCUAAAACCGGUGUCAAGGUGUCUGAUAAGAAGUACGAUACAAUUCCACCAAGGCCUAUUCCCAAAUGUCUCGAAGAUCUCCGCCUAUCCACUGAAGCAGUGACAGGCUGCAAGUUCAACUUUUGCUUGGUGAACUACUACGCCUCCGGCGCCGAUAGCAUCUCCUACCACAGCGAUGACGAGAGAUUCCUAGGACUGGAUCCGGCCAUCGCCUCCUUCUCCCUCGGCGCAAGGCGCGACUUCAUGUUGAAGCAUAAGCCAUUCCCCCCAGGCGAGGAGGACAAAGCCAGCAAACCACUCAAACUGCCCCUCGCCAGCGGGGACAUGAUCCUCAUGCGCGGAACGACACAGUCGAAGUGGCUCCAUUCCAUUCCCAAGCGAACAGGAAAGAAUGCCGAGGACGGCGGGAGGAUCAACAUUACGUUUCGGAGAGCCAUGGUGAAGGGGGGCACAGAAAACUAUUACAACUACAAUGUAGGCUCGGGGCCAGUAUACAGGUGGGACAGCAUGAAGAAAGAGAUGAUGCUAUGGAAGGGUUGAUAUUCUGGGUAUCUCCAACGUGAAGGAAAAUGAGGAACAGAGAG
Emericellopsis atlantica is the source of this 1275-nucleotide messenger RNA. RefSeq lists its product as uncharacterized. Bases 272 to 1231 code for a protein of 319 amino acids. NCBI's taxonomy places the organism in Eukaryota, Fungi, Ascomycota, Sordariomycetes, Hypocreales, Bionectriaceae. The transcript has 2 exons. The record is from RefSeq and is a predicted model, not a curated record. Gene Ontology annotation, biological process: DNA repair.